Molecule: messenger RNA, 854 nt
Organism: Lactuca sativa (garden lettuce)
Lineage: Eukaryota; Viridiplantae; Streptophyta; Magnoliopsida; Asterales; Asteraceae
Biological process (GO): endoplasmic reticulum calcium ion homeostasis
Cellular component (GO): cytoplasm; endoplasmic reticulum membrane
Molecular function (GO): calcium channel activity
Source: RefSeq, a predicted model, not a curated record
GUUUAUCGGCGAAUCUAUCAAGCAUCACACCACUCUCUCAGCCUCUCCACAAACCCUCGUCUCCCUUUCCCCUCUUUCUCUGUUCCCCCAAUUCUUCAGUCAACAAUGGCAUCCCUCUUUUCCACCUUCAAGUAUUCCGACGGCCUAACGGUCGUCGGAAUCUCUUUCUGCACCGCCGUCAUCUGCGAAGCAAUCUCAUGGCUCUUGAUCUACCGCACCACAUCUUAUAAAUCACUCAAAUCCUCCAUCGACAAAGCCUCCAAGAAACUCGAAACCAUGAAAACUGAUUCAACUGUCGCUGCCGCCCCCAAAAAGUCCAAAACCAAAAAAAUAGAUCGCGUAGAAACGUCGUUGAAGGAAUCCAGCAGAGAUUUGUCUCUUUUCAAGUUCAAAUCUGGUGGCGUCGUUGCUUUGGUUCUGUUCGUUGUGUUUGGGUUUUUGAACAAUCUGUUUGAAGGAAAGGCGGUUGCGAAGUUGCCGUUUGUUCCGGCGAGGAUUGUUCAGAAGAUGAGUCACAGAGGAUUGCAGGGAGACGAUCCGACGGAUUGUUCGAUGGCGUUUUUGUAUUUCUUGUGUUCGAUCAGUAUCAGGACGAAUCUACAGAAGUUUUUAGGGUUUGCACCUCCUCGUGGAGCUGCCGGCGCCGGUUUGUUUCAGAUUCCGGAUCCUGCCAAGACCAAUUGAUGAUGACGACUGAUGAGUGAGUUAUAGAUCUCUUCUUCUAUUCUGUUUUUGUCUUAAAUCUUUGAAUUAGCUGAGCCAUAAUUGUGAAAAUCGUGAAGCAAUAAUUAAGAUGAAUUCUAUUGAUUUACACUUGUUAAUUCCAUUAUCGAGAUUCACGAUUUGUUUUGAUC